Messenger RNA from Clonostachys byssicola, 2640 nucleotides. The record is from the annotation of a GenBank genome assembly. Lineage: Eukaryota; Fungi; Ascomycota; Sordariomycetes; Hypocreales; Bionectriaceae.
AUGGCUUGGGUCAAUGCCGUCGAUGGCGCUGCCUCUUGGCUUACCGCCAGAGCUACCAACGGCACUGUGACUUCGCAGGCCGGUAUCUUCGAGGGGCUCAAUCCGAGUAAAUGGAAUUCCGCGGACCCAAUCAUCCUCUUCAUCAUCCAGGCGACCAUCGUUAUCUCGCUGACUAGAGCGCUGUACUGGCCGCUGUCGAAGAUACGGGAGCCCAAAGUUAUUGCUGAAGUUAUCACCGGCGUGAUUCUUGGCCCGUCCAUCAUGGGCCGCAUCCCCGGCUUCACCGCUGCCAUUUUCCCCAAGGAGUCGAUGCCCUCCUUCAAGCUCGCUGCCAACCUUGGUUUGGUUCUCUUCCUCUUCCUGGUAGGACUUGAAAUCAACCUGAACUACCUCCUGAGCAACUGGCGCAUUGCCAUUAGCGUCGCUGCUCUCGACAUGACCAUUCCGUUCGGGCUGGGCGUGGCCGUCGCCUGGGGUUUAUACAAGGAGUUCGGCUCCGAGCCUGGCAUUAAAGAGGUGUCCUUUGGAGUAUAUGCCCUGUUCAUCGGUGUUGCCAUGGCCAUCACCGCCUUCCCCGUGCUUUGCCGUAUCUUGACCUCUCUGAAGCUGCUAAACACCAAUGUUGGUGUUAUUACUCUGUCGUCGGGCAUCGCCAACGACGUGGUUGGCUGGGUUCUUCUGGCCCUGUGCGUCACUCUUGUCAACUCCGGCGCAGGAGUCACCUCCGUCUACGUCCUUCUCGCUGCCGUCGGCUGGGCCUUGUUCCUGGCCUAUGCCGUUCGACCGGCCUUCAUGUGGACCCUGCGCCGGACACAGAGUCUCGAGAAGGGACCUUCUGAGGGUAUCGUGGCCCUGACCAUCUUGAUCGUGCUCGCGUCAGCCUUCUUUACCAGUGUCAUUGGUGUUCACUCCAUUUUCGGGGCUUUCAUGGUUGGGCUCAUGUGCCCUCACGAGGGUGGCUUUGCUAUCAAGCUGACUGAGAAGAUUGAAGAUCUUAUCUCGGCGCUUCUCGUCCCUCUCUUCUUCGCCAACGCUGGCCUCAGCACCAAUCUUUCCCUCCUAGACAACGGUGUCACCUGGGGCUACGUGAUUGCCAUCAUCGUCGUUGCCUUCCUGAGUAAGAUUGCUGGUGGGACCAUUGGUGCACGAAUGAACGGUCUGGUCUGGAGAGAAUCAUUCACAAUCGGGACUCUCAUGUCCUGCAAGGGUCUUGUGGAGCUCAUCGUCCUCAACAUUGGACUGGAGGCUAACAUCCUGAGCACGCGAACAUUCACCAUGUUUGUCGUCAUGGCCCUCAUCACCACCUUUGCUACGGCUCCUGCUGUUAGCUUCCUGUACCCCCCAGCCUACCAGCGCAAGCUGCAGCUGUGGAAGCAGGGCAGAAUCAACUGGGAUGGCACUCCCAUCCACCACGACGGAGACGACUCUGAUUCGGAUCAGAAGGAAGCUACCCAGAGGAUGUUCGUCUGGCUUCGUACGGAUGGCCUCUCCAGCCUACUCUCCGUCCUCGGCCUGUUCACAAACGGCCAGCGAGAUGGUCAAUCUCCACAGCUCUCUUCGAACGAGGACCACCCCGAAAAGGAACCCGCUACGAGCUCCCGCUCACCUCGGGAUCUUCUGCGCAUCCACGGACAUCGCCUGGUCGAGCUGAGCGAGAGAAACUCAUCAGUGAUGAAGGUGACCGAGAUCGAGGAAUACGCCAGCAACGACCCCAUCAUUAGGGCGUUUGGUACUUGCGCCAACAGCACCACUCGGGACGUUGUAGUCUCGGGCCAGCUCGCUGUCGUCCCUCAGCAUUCUUUCGCCGAGACUCUAGUAUCCGAGGCUUCAAAUAACAAGAGCGACCUGAUUGUCCUUCCCUGGAGCGAGACCGGAACCGCCUCUGAGCUGCAAUCCUUCUUCAGCGCGGCUCCCCGCGGUGACCUCUUGGCAAAUAGUGAAUUCUCCUCCCUGGUUGGCAAGAUUCUUGAUGACGCCCGGCCCCAGUCUGCUGUCGCUACCUUCAUCGACAGCCACCUGCUGCACCAAAGCGAGGGUGCCCCAGCUGGCCUGAAGAGAACGAGGACUGGCCUGUCUAUAACUGCUGCCUCUGAGGCUGAAGAUUCCACCGCUGUCAAGUUCUACUCAGCUGACGCAACCGCAAAGAAGCACAUCUAUGUUCUGUACGCCGGUGGCCUGGACGACAUCUACGCUGUCCGCCUUGGUAUCCAGCUCGCUCAAAACGACACAGUCAAGGUCACCAUUGUCGAUGCGUCAUCAAGCGACUCACCCGGCUAUGCGAGGUUCGGAACAAUCAAGGAUAGCUUGGACGCGAACCUGGCCGACCGCGUCCGCUUCGUGGACAUGGCCACGGCCCACGGUGGCAACGUCGGGCUGCUGGCCACUGGCCUGCUCGCCUCCCGAGCCGACACGACUCGGGAUACCAUCCUGAUCCUGGGACGCGCCGAGGGAGCUGUCUCGGAGCCUGUGGGCGCCGGGAGCGACGACCCGCACAAGGUGCUGGGACCAAUCGCGGCGGCCGUGGUCACCGAGAUGAAGAAGACCAAGGUUGCUAACACCAGCUUGAUGGUCGUUCAGGCUAGGCACACGCCUGAGAGCGAGGCGGCGCUGAGGAAGCUGAGCAUUGUCAGCCACAACUAA